This is a messenger RNA of Oncorhynchus gorbuscha (pink salmon), 750 nucleotides long. Its product is annotated as 5-hydroxytryptamine receptor 1E-like. NCBI's taxonomy places the organism in Eukaryota, Metazoa, Chordata, Actinopteri, Salmoniformes, Salmonidae. Gene Ontology annotation, molecular function: neurotransmitter receptor activity; G protein-coupled serotonin receptor activity. The record is from RefSeq and is a predicted model, not a curated record. Gene Ontology annotation, biological process: chemical synaptic transmission; G protein-coupled receptor signaling pathway, coupled to cyclic nucleotide second messenger. Gene Ontology annotation, cellular component: dendrite; membrane.
AUGGAACCAAAGACUGAUAUGGUGUUGGUAGUGAUCUUUCUCAGCAUCGUGACCCUGAUCACUGCCUUAAUGAACAGUGCAGUCAUAUUGACGAUCAUUAACACAAAAAAACUCCACCUGCCCGCAAACUACCUGAUCUGUCUGGCUGUCACUGACUUCCUGGUGGCCAUCUUGGUGAUGCCCCUUAGCGUCAUCUACAUCGCCAAAAAGAAGUGGCUGCUGGGAUGUGUCGUCUGUGAGGCAUGGCUGAGCGUGGACAUGACCUGCUGCACCUGCUCCAUCCUGCAUCUGUGUGCCAUCGCACUGGACCGCCACUGGGCCACCAACGCCACCAACGCCCUGGAGUACGCCUGCAAGAGAACCCCGCACCACGUUGCCAUCAUGGUUACCAUCACGUGGACCAUCUCUGUCCUCAUUUCAGUGCCGCCUCUGUUAUGGAGGCACAGCGGAGAUGACAACUUCGGCAAUUACACCAAGUGUCUCAUCAAGCAUGACCACAUCGGCUACACCAUCUUUUCCACCACCUUCGGGGCCUUCUACAUCGCAAUGGCCAUCAUCCUCAUCCUCUACUACCAGAUCUUCAUUGCAGCCGGACCUUGUACCACAAAUAGAGCUCCUCGGAGAGCCAGCAGCCACAACUGCUUCAGCAGCUGCCGUGUCGAACCAACGUCUCUCUGUGCGUCUGAGCAGUCUGCCUCGGACCCCACGCUAAACACUGAGCUAAAUAUACUCAAAUAUGACCGGGGGUGA